AUGGGUAAAUCAGCCAGUAAAUUAUCGUCGGAAGACCUUCGCACCCUGAAAGACGCUACUCACUUUGACCGUAAGGAACUCCAGCAAUGGUACAAAGGAUUUCACAGAGACUGCCCCUCGGGACUUCUGGAUAAAGCCGAGUUUGAGAAGAUAUACAAGCAAUUCUUCCCAUUUGGCGACCCCUCGUCGUUUUCCGAGUACGUUUUCAAUGUAUUUGACACAGACAACUCGGGAAACGUUGAUUUCAAGGAGUUCAUCACAGCACUGAGUGUGACGUCAAGAGGCGACACCGAGGACAAACUGAAAUGGGCGUUCAAACUGUACGAUAUCGACAACGACGGCGAGAUCAGCUACGAUGAAAUGCAUUCCAUAGUUAGCGCCAUCUACAAAAUGGUCGGGUCCAUGGUCAAACUACCGGAAGACGAAAGCACGCCUGAAAAGCGGGUCGAUAAAAUCUUCCAGCUCAUGGACAAAGACAAGAACGGCAAAAUCUCGUUCGACGAGUUCUGUGAGGGCUCGAAACUCGACCCCACCAUCACCUCGGCCCUCAAGCUUUACGACGGUUUAGUUUAG
This is a messenger RNA of Sugiyamaella lignohabitans, 573 nucleotides long. RefSeq names its product Frq1p (gene FRQ1). The coding region runs from base 1 to 573 and encodes 190 amino acids. Lineage: Eukaryota; Fungi; Ascomycota; Dipodascomycetes; Dipodascales; Trichomonascaceae. The transcript has a single exon. Gene Ontology annotation, molecular function: calcium ion binding. Gene Ontology annotation, cellular component: intracellular membrane-bounded organelle; cytosol; membrane. The record is from RefSeq and is a predicted model, not a curated record.